UAGUACUACUAGAACCUCUCACGGGUGGUGGUGGAGACUAAUACCAGUAGUUAAGGGUUUCCGAAUUACAUCCCUCACUACCAUCCUUGGCUCCUUUUCAAGGGGAAAAUGGGCCAAGGAUGUUCUGAAGAAUGCAACUCGGCAACCUCUAAAGUAGCGACUUACUUGAAGAAAUAGAUAAGAACGUAUUAUUUAAGUACUAAUAUUAGUAGAUAAUGGCGCCGCAUUACUCCAAGCCUGUGAGUCAGGGGCAGACAACCAGGCAUCACGUUCCAGACGCCAGUCUAUCAAAAAGCGAGCUGAAUCUUCUUGGGAAGAAUGGCAAGAAUUUCACCAGUGAGGAGCGCGUUCGAAUCGCUCUUCUUCAACUGCGCUUUGCUGCUAAAGCCCAUAUUACGUCUUCAUCUUUUAAGGGUAGGUUAAAGGUGCUUUUGUUACCGGUUGUUACGGCUCUCCUAAGACGGACAGCCAUAACAAGCGGGAUAAACGAACACCAAAAGCCUACCUCUACUAAGUCUUCUCCCGGUGGAGAACAAGACAACGGUCGUGAAGGCUCUUUUGCCUACAACUACAGCGCUUCUUCAGGAGAGGACACAGAGUCCAUCUUCUCGCUUCUCUGGGAUUCAGUAGGCGAACUCUUUCAUGCUUUGAAAAUCUUAGCUAAAGCAGUUUUGUCCGAAGUGAAAGAGGCAGCAGCGGAGCUGAGCUGGUUCUUCUUUCGCAAAUGCGUCGACUUGUUGGAACUUUUGUGUGACCUAAGAGGAAAAAGGAGUAAAGAACACAAUGGAGCUAGUCCUGAGACAACUAAUGCACCUCCUACUCCGCUUGCGCAGAUGAUAUUCGCGUGCUUCGUUGCACUCAUUUCAGGUACAACUAAAGUCACCAGUUGUAUAAUUCACGUAGACAAUUGGAUCAUGUACAUGUUUGUGCUUUGAGGACGGGGAAGAUGCUAUUGCUAAUUUUGGUAGAAAACCUAUGAGCCAUAUGCUUAUCUUUCAUCAAAAACAAGGUCGGAACAUGUCAUGAUCAAAUACAAAGACAAUCUUCUCUGUCCAAAUCCACCUCCAGGCAUGCUCUAUUUCGCCUUUUCCGAGUACUGUCGCCUUCUCGCCGCAUCCCCAAUCCUGCUCCGCGCUUCCGGUAUUCGAAAUAUCAACUCUUUGAGGAUUGUCUUUCAUAUCCUUUUCGGCCUUGGCGCAGUUGCCUAUGCCAAAGGAGUGGUUACGGAUCCCGGUUACGUGGCAGAAGAGGACCCACACGAAUGUGCCAAAUGGAAAUCCGAACUGCAUGCUUUGAGGGAAGCCCAUGAGCGGAAACGGACUGUGUAUACGGAAGUUGAAGCUGAGAAAUUGCGCGAAGAUCUUCUGGAGGUUGGUUUGCGUGAAGAUGAGGAGAGUAAGAAUCUUCUUCAUCUUGUUCGUAGAGGAGGCGGUGUUAUAUUAAGGGUUUCGACAUUGCAUUCUUCACUACCAUCCUUCACCCGUUUUCCAGUAGGAAAAGGGCCAAGGAUGUUCUGAAGAAUGUAAUUCCGUAACCUCUAAUUAUAGCUAAAGGAGCUAGCGCUACAACCUCCGCAUCCACGACGUCAUACUCCGAAGUAGCUCGUCUAGCAGGCUUGCGGUUUUGUCAGGAAGAGCGCAUCUUCAAGCCUGACCGUGCUCACUUUUGUCGUGUGGCCAACAAGAACAUUAUGCGGAUGGACCAUCAUUGCCCGUGGCUGCUGAACACCGUAGGCUUGAAGAAUCACAAGUUCUUUUAUCUCUUUGUGCUGUAUUCGACGCUGACGUGCGAUUUACUCGCUUUGCUACUUUCGCCGUCCGCCUUAGCCGCGACCACAGGAGGAGCAGCUAAGUUGCUUGGAGGCGCAAAACUUGCAGCCGCCGCAACCAUGAUCCCCAGUUCGAGUUGGUUAGUUUUGACACAAGGCGCUGUCUUGUCCUCAGUUCUGGCUGCGGCUAUGAAUCCCUUUCUAGUUUUGCACACCUAUCUGAUGUGCAAGAACAUGACAACUCUGGAGUUCUUCGAGAAGUAUUGGGGGGCAGACGAAGAGGCAAAGCCAAAGGUGGAGGAUGAGAAUAGUACUACUGCAUUGGAAGGAGAAGGCAGGGCAAAUAGAAAUAACCAGGAGGAUAGAAGAGAUAGAGUCGUGAGAUUACACGAUACACGAGGCGGUUUAGAUUUGAGUGUCGCUUCAUCAAGAAGAACAACUACUGCAGGUGGUGCUGUUGAACACUCAUCGACUUCAUUUGCCGCUGAUUUCCUACUCGGCAGUACCGCAGCUAUGGGUGUGCCUCUACUAUCACUAGGAGAUGUUGACGAUGAAGAAAAGAAGACAUCUCUUCAAGAACAAUCUCACCAACCUACAACUCGUAGAACAAACAUAAAGAAUCCUAAUCCUUACGAUUUAGGCAUCUUCUCCAACAUAGCGCAGGUGAUGGGCACUCACAACGUGCUAGUUUGGCCUCUGCCUUUCGUCAACAGCUACAACGAGAGAGCGGAGCAGAUCGGGUACAGAUAUCCUAGAAACGACGAUGAAGAUCGAGAAGAUAAACAGAAAAGAGUAAGAGAGGGAUCAUCUUCAUCUUUAUCUUCGAAGAACAAGAACUACAACAUGAUGAUGCCGUUUUCUUUCUAUCCUGGUGGUGAAGGUGAAGAGGGAGAUCAAGAGCAAGACUCUCUCUCUCGUGGAUUAGACCUCCAUGAUGAGGAUAAUUCUUCUACUUUGUGGGUACCAACUUCCGAUGGACGAGGUCGCAUGGCACAUGUAGGAAGGCGAUCCCUUGUUGCACCAGGUCAAGACGAGGAUGAUAGCGAAGAUGAUGAUCAUGAUCAGUAUGUUGAACAAGAACUUGAACAAGAUCAUGAGAAACAACUGCAAUUACAUCAAAUGUUAAAUAAAAAGAGUUCACUUCCAGAUACGAAGACCGCGCUCUAUCUUGUUGAGAAUAGUACCACGACUCGUACAGGAACGAAAGCACGACCAGCACCUCCGCGACUAUCCUCGAAGCAGAUGAGGAGACCACCAAUUAGGCCCAACAGGAACAGAAGUAGAACCACAGCGAAUCUGAACAAGAGUAGAAAUAAUCAAUCCAGUGCUGGUCUUGAAGAGAAGCCGGACCCGGACACGAGUGUCAACAUGUAUUACAACCAAAGUUCUUUGUUAGGUGAGGAAGACUCCGAUGAGGAGGAUGAAGAAGAGCAGUUUGGAGCACAGUCGCGGCAUCUUCCAGCAUCACACUGUGCUAUUCUUGAGACCAGCAUCACAACUCCAAGAGAUUUCAUCUUCACGCGGAUUAGCAAAGAACAGAAGAAAAAGGCUGGAGAGCAGGAAAAGACGCGACAUUCCAGAAGUACUUCUGCUCGAGCUAAACGAGGAGGAGCGAGUAAACCUGUUCGUGAAGAUCCUUCAGACGAUGAGGCUUCCGCAACUCCUGCUAUGAGUGAACAGGCACUAGCGUGGAUAGGUGAUAAAGUUGAUGAUGUUAUGGUUGGUGGCGAAUAUUUGUGGGAUAUGCUCACAAGAUUUUGACUACAAUGACUAUAGACUACAACAAUGUGAAUGUCUAUGGUGCUGGUGUAUAGAACAAGAACUGCAGGCUUCUCCGAAAUUUGAAUGAAAUGAAUCCGCAAGAACAUAACGUUGGGAACCCAUAUGCGAGCACCAUCAGC
Molecule: messenger RNA, 3669 nt
Organism: Amoebophrya sp. A25
Lineage: Eukaryota; Dinophyceae; Syndiniales; Amoebophryaceae
Source: the annotation of a GenBank genome assembly